AUGCAUAGCAAUCUCGAGGAACUGAGAAAGGCUUUACCCCAUGUUGACCUUGAAACCGGACUGAAACACCGAGUGGUAAAGCGCGACCCGAUAACCGGUCUUGGGGAACUUCCCAAGGAACAUUGUGAUUUUGGUCGCCCGAAAUCAUCCAACGCCUCCCGCAAGAAGUUUAACAACGUUCUGCUGAGCUGGGAUGCUGACACAGCAAAACCUCUGCCGGUGGAGAAGAAUGGCGCAAAGGAACCGAAAAAAGCAAGCCGAAAUCCUAUUACGCUGACGGGCGAUCUAGGCGACGAAGUUGAUGCCCUGCGCUGUACACCAAGACCGCGAACUGCUACGCCUCGCGAACCCCAGAGAGACCCAAUUUCUGGACAAGGCAAUUUCGGCCAAAGGGAAUGGGACCCCAUCUGGAAAUACAAUGGAAAGGCACGCAGAGCUCGCAGCUCCACAGGAGACCGUUGUAAUCCUCUGACAGGGGAGAAUGCAAAAACGUUCACAAUCAGCACAGAGGAACGCAACCGAGGUUGCAUGACUCCGAAGGCACCGCGAUCAAAUCGCAAUAUCUUAACGGGACAGAACUGCGAAAACUACGAAGUUUCGGUCGAUUUCAAGUCUGGAGGCCCUAAACGGAGGGCAGAGGCUGAGCGAAAUGCAAUAACGGGUGAAAACUGCAACACCUAUGACGUGAACAUAGAGAACAACAGAACUGGUCGAGCCAGAGUGCGACCACAAACGAAAUCUUCAAACCCCGUGAGCGGUGAGAAUGUCACCUCAUUUGACAUUAUGAAGGAGGAAAAAGUGAGAAACGCAAAACCCUACGUAUACAGCAAUGCAGUCACUGGUGAAAAUUGCCAAAGUUACAAAAUAAAUCCCAUCGAGAGAAAUGUCACCGCACGGCCCAACUCAUCUCCAUCAAAUCCUCUUCUGGGAGAGAAUACGCAGCAUUACACUUAUCGCGUUGGUGAGAAGCAGAAAGUUGUGAAAAAACGAGACCUUAGUUCCCCAUUGACCGGUCCCGGAUCGCGCGGAAACACCUACUCGGUGUCCGUAGAGGAACGCCGGCGCCCGAGUGUCGGAUCGAUAACGCGUAGCGGAGCCGCCACCAGCAAUGGAAGCAGCCGAAAUAUUCUCACCGGUGAAAACUGCUCCACCUACACAGUUUGCCAAGAGAUGCGCAGUGAACGCAAGGCUAGUCUCCCAUCGAGUGCUUCUUUCAAUGGAAACAAAGGAAAAGAGAAGCUUUACGGAGAAAAUCUUACGGUACUCAUUUAA
This is a messenger RNA of Dibothriocephalus latus, 1272 nucleotides long. The record is from the annotation of a GenBank genome assembly. NCBI's taxonomy places the organism in Eukaryota, Metazoa, Platyhelminthes, Cestoda, Diphyllobothriidea, Diphyllobothriidae.